GUGUGUCCUGCCGCCCCGCCCCCAGCAUGCGCACUGUGAGUGUGGAAUGGCUUCCUAAACAGGAAGGGAAGAGCUGCGGAUGUAGUUGAUUCCGGCCUUCACCUCUGCUUAGGAGGGUUUAGUGAUCAUCAUCAUCAUCAUGAUGCCCGGGGAGACUCAUUCCAAGCCAGCUGGCAUUGCCUCUGAGGCAACAGGAACCUGUCAGAAUUGUACUGCCAUGCAACAGAAUUUAAAUGAAUAUGUAGCAGCUUUGAUUGUUCUCAAGCAAAAGAUAAUUGAUUCAGAUCACUUGCUGGCAGAAUAUCAACAGAAGUGUGAUGAGCUUCAGUUUACAGAAAGAGAGAACGACACCCUAAGAUGUCAACUGGAACAAAUGUUGCAAACAAUUACACCUCAAGAAAAAAACCUGGAAGAGUUGAAAUACCUAAAAGCAGAGUUAGAAGAGAAGACGUCUUCUCUCAAGAUUUACCAGCAAACACAACUGGAAUAUAACCGCAUCAAAGAAGAAUGUGUGAAAAAUGAUGUAGCAAAAAAGAAACUGGAAGCAAAGUUAAAGAAAGUGGAAGAUUCUGCUGUAAAUCAAAUGAAGGAAUUCAAAAAGCUAAAGUUGGAAAAGAAGAGACUUGAGAAACAAUUGCAUAAAAUGCAGAAAAAGAUCAGCGUUUUUCAGAAAGGAAAGAGCAAAAAAGAAAUGAAAAAUGCACAAACCCAGAUUGGAAGUGAAACCCCUGUUGUAAAGCUGGACACACAAAAAAUUAAGCUGCUUCUUGAACAACUAUGGGAUUGUAUUGAUUCUUCAACAGAAAAAAGCCAUAUUGAGCUACAGACUUUAGAUGCUCAUCAACACAGAGCCAGAGAGCACAAAGUCAGAGAGAUACUUGACCAGUUUAGAGCACGUAUUGGUGAAACUACAAAAAAGUGCUUUAAAGAAGUGAAGACUAAUCUAGCUGUAAUUCCUGGAGGUCUUACCAGCCAAUUGCAACCUCUCGACGUUUCCAUCAGCAAACCAUUUAAGGUCUUUAUGCGAGAAGAGCGCAUCAAGUGGAUGGCUGCUGGUAAUCCUGAUCUGAUACCUAUUGGGCGAAUGAAGAGGCCCACUAUCACUCAAAAGGCAAGAGCUGGAUAUCUAUAUGCACAAGCUGGUUACAGGGGUACGUCCUUUUAUGACUACAACCAGUCAUUCUCCGCUAGGGCGUCUGCAGCUCUGGCCCAGUACAACGUCAGCACGGGUUGGAGCCAACUGGACACAGCUUUUUUGCAGACACUUAUGGUAAAGACUCCAGCUUGUACAUUUUGCUCUUCUGACGCACAUUCUGCCAAUUUCUCACCAGUUUCACCUGACUUCACCCCCAGGAUACACCUGGAUUCUGUGACCAUGGAAGCUAGCCUUCCACAGGAGAAAGUCACUAGCAUCCGCCACGAUAUCAACCAUAACAUGCUUACUGGCUCCUGUAACCGGAAAGAAUUGCAGUUGUUGUUAGGCUUCCUGAACUUAGCUAUGAGAGUCAUCCUUCAGGAAAAGAAUGGAAAAAGACAUCUGAAUGUGAAGAAUUUGGAUGAUAGUUCAGUGCCUCCUAGCCACAGCAGUCCUCUGGCGUUAAAUCAGAUGCACCUGAAUCCAAUACAAUUACCUGUUACCCAAACUUUACACACACCUGAAGUAUGUCAAAAGGAGAGUAAACGUUCAGUGGAAGCUGUUGUGGACUGCAAUGGUGAUAGUGCCUUUUAUGAAGAUAAAACGACAGACUUUGUUACUAGAGAUCUUAUUGAUGAAUAUUCAAGUCCUGAUCACAUUCGUUACACCAGUGAAUUACUACAAAUGCUUCAGUGGGUCAAACCUCUUCCAGCCCUUUUGUCUCCUAUACACUUUUAUCCUUCAAUCACACAGGAUUUAUUUGGAGAGUUGACAGAGUCCAGUGAUGGAGACGAACGUGCCUGUGCAGAGUCAUUCUUAAAUCCCAUAGAAUGUCUGAAAUCAGAUGAAAUUCCAGCCAGUGUUAAAGAUCAGAUAUGCUCUGUGCCCUUAAAUUUGCCUGUUUUUGAUAAAAGUGCUGACAUUUAUUUUGAUUCUAAGAGAAGUAAAGAAAAACAUGAAGUUGCUGUUAUAGAGAGUUUGAAAGACAAAACAGACUCAGACUUUGAGAGUUCCAACCACGUUCCUAUCACUGCUGAAGUACAGGAAACAUUUAGUUGCCAUCAACAUUUGCAGUGUCCAGACAAUUUUGAAAUACCUGCAUUGAUUAAGGAAACGUGUAUGCAAUCCUGUGGCCUAGGUCAAGACUACCCGUUAAGGGCAUCUGCAGUGAGUGAAGUUGAACAUACAGACAGCAGUGAAGUGUCUGUUGAAAUGGAUUUGACUGUUCAGGAAGAUCUCUCAAAUACAGUACAGGAAGCAAAGGACACAAUUAAAAAUCAUGUGGAUUUCCCAUGCACUAUGUCCUCCGGUUUACUUGCAUCAAAUAAUUCCAGAACAUCAUCUGCAAGCAAGUAUGAUGCUGAAAUGCCAAAAAAUGUUGGUUGUCUACAGAAGAGCCAUUUUGAUGAGGUAGAGGGUUUAGUUGAUGGAGCAAACUUAAUGGAUAUUCCGGAAGACAUAACUUUGGAGGAACAUUCCAGUGUAACUAAAUUAAAAGACCAUUCUAACAAUCCCCACAUGCAGGAGUCACACAGAUCAACUGCCUGUGAAAAUACAGGCCUAACUAACACUGGAAAAACUCCAUCUGAAAUGGAAACUUAUGGAAAUAAAGAACACGCACAUACUGAAGAUAUAAAACCUUGUGAAUCUGUAAAAAAGUGUUCAGAGAGCAAAGAUGAACUGGUUUUAAAUGGUCAUUUUGCUAGUGGUAAUGUAACGAACUUGUUCAAAGAUUCUCUAGAACAGUUUGACAACUCUGCAGUUCUGCCGGUGUGUCUGUCAGUGAAUAAUAAAGAUCAAGAUCCUGUACAUUUGAAUUCAACAGAAGCAAAAGAUAAUUUGGAACCGGUGAUUUUACCAAAACAGAGUUCUGCCAUAUUGCCAAUUGCUAAUCAAGAGCUAAACACUGGCAUCUUUAAUAAAGGUUACAAACCUGAAGACAAGAGUAAAGUGGCAUCAAGAGAGAAGAGUGAUGCAGUGAAAGCUGACUUCACAAGCAGCAGCAAGUGCGAUAGCUUGAAUGUGGAAAGCAAUGGAAGCAAGAUUACUGAGGAAUUAAAAAUAAACACAAAAGAAUUAGAGGGCUUAACUAAACCUGAAAAUGAACAGUGUAAACAAUCUGGUUAUAAUUUGUUACCGAAAAUUGAAAGACCUCUUUCUAAAAUAACUUUGCAAGAACUAGGCGAUCUUAAGAAUCAUCAUCCACAGACCCAGGAUGAUUUUUCUGAUAUAAAGCUGCAUACAGAACAAAACGGGAAAAUGGUUGACAUAUUGAAUUUCAUUAAUUCAUCACUUACUGGAAUCCUAUCCGAGAUGUCCAUAAACCCCAACAAAAAAUCACAGGGGCUUAUUGCUGCUAGUAUGAACAAUGUAAUACAGCAAAAGGAAAGCAAUGUAAAAUUAAAAGAAAAUGACAAACUCAAGACUUCUCUUACAUUUUCAAAUACACCCAGUAUUGCCACAGUGGAAAAGGACAUAAAAGUAACAGCAGAUGACAUUUGUAAGGAAAGGAAGGAGAGUGUUUGCAAACCUACAUCUCAUGUUCUUGAAACGGUUAAUAUUUCAUUAGGAAAUGACUGUAAGGUUAAAUUGUGUUCACAAGUUAAUGUCUUUCAAAAUCAACCAGAAUCUUUAAACAUGAACGUUGAAUGCACAAGGAAGGCAAAUACUUUGCGAUCUGUUAAAGGUGUUGAUUCUAAUAACAAGCUAAUUUUGAAAGACACUUCUAUGAAAGCAGUGCUUUCUGUUGCUAGCGAUCAUGUUUCAAAGUUAGCGGCCCUUGAAUCCAUUAGUACACUAAAGGCUGAUCCAAAGAAUAAUGUAAUGAAUUCUUAUGUAAGCAACUCCAAUAAAAGUCCUAAAGCGUCUCCUGAUGAAUUGGAUUCUGAUAUUUCAACAGGAAAAGUUUAUCUUCAUGUACAUACCAGUUGUGAACCAGUUGUGAAAAAGAUAAGCACCGUACUAUGCCCCUUGGAAGAAAAUCAAUUGAAAGUAAAUCCUGAUAUUAAAUUGAAAUAUUUAGAAGGCAGCCAAAUAAGUCAAACUACCAAAGGUAAUUUAAACAUCCAAGAUACAAAUACAUGCCUUGCAAGUGAUGAUGAUGAAUCAGAUGAUGAUGUUCUUGUGCGUAAAGUCAGCUUCAAAAAUAUUUGCUCAACCAAUCUCUCUAAAACCAGCAUUGAAAUGAAUUCAUGUACUGUUGUAGAUGAUCAUACUGAUAACAACCAUCCGAGUGGAUACGAAAAUCAGUCAAAGAUAUUUGAAGCUGAUAAAUUAGUGGAUUACUUGAAAAAAGGAGCUGACUUAGACAAAGGUACACCAAGUAAGAGUAUUCUGAGAGAGGCAUUCAUUCCCCCUGUGUUUUGUAGUUCAAAUAUACAAUCCAAUGAAGAGUGUGUGAGUAAUCCAAAUCAAAACCGAAUAAAAGAACCCAAGUUUCCUGCAGCAAGUCCUACUCCUGAGAUGCUGAAACCAGAUGCUAUUGAACUUAAAGUUAGCACAUUUGUACAGCUAGGUAAUUCAAUCCCUGCACCUUUAUCUAAAGACUUGAUAGAUGGUGAAAGCACUGUUUCCAAGAAAUCAGAAGCAAAAUGUUUUAAUGCAUCUUCUUGCAAAUUACAAACUCCAAGUGCUAAUCUUGCUGGACAGUGCACUACAGAUGCAGAAAAUUGUAGAAAAAAUAUUCCUGGUAAAAACCUCAUAUGGAAUUUUGAUAGGUCAGAUUUUGGUUGUGAAACAGUUUACAUUCCUUUAAAGCAUCAUAACACAAAUAUGGAAAGAAAGUCUAUUAGUUCAAGAUCUAGCUCACAAGAACAGUGUAGUAUAAAUACACAAUCAGAUUCAAAGCAUCUUAAUAUUUUGACACAAUCUGUCCCUGAGACUCUAGCAAGUACAACAGAAAACUGUCCCUCACACAGAAUUUCAAAUGGUAGAUCUCAUUCACAAAAUGCUUCUGUAGGACAAACCAUUUUGGCUAAUGCAGAUACAUCCACCAAAACCGAUCUUUCACCUGAAAUGUUAAAUAAGGUGAGGUUUGAAAUGGGUCCACCACUUCCACCAUUACUGGGCCCUUUGCUACCAACUCCUCCUAGAAGCUUAAAACCAUUAUCCCCUGGGUUUUCCUCCUCAAGUCGUUCAUCCUUGCCAUCUCCUCUUGAUGACUUUAUUUCCCCUUUGCGGGCAACUCCUAUUCCUCCACUCGUGUCUCCUUUAUCUGAUAACCGUAGACGCAAAUCACCUAUUUUUACUACACCGUCCCCUUCAGAGAAAGAAGACAGUAGGAUUUUGUCUUCACCUUUGCAGUUUUGUGCAGCUACCCCAAAACAUGCACUUCCUGUCCCAGGCAGGUUGCCACCUUCUGCAGCUGGAGGUUCAAUAUCCAGUGUUCAAGAGAACUCUGUAAAAAUCUUGGAUACCAUGUAUCCAGAGUUGUCUGCCCGGGCAAGAACAUUGAACAUUCUUAAAGGUAAUGUUCAACUCAACAGGUGUUUACCUGGAGAUUGCAAAAGUGUGCCUGUGAACCAGAUAACUGGGUUCAAAGCAAUUACAUCCAGUUCAACAGCAUUCAUUAAAACUGGAAGCAACUCUAAAACGAAUGGCAAAGACAAACAACGUGCUAGUGAAAGUCCUCAACUGUCUUGUAAUAAAAGAACUACUGCUUGUGUUCCAAUGCCAAAAAGUGCCAAACGUUUGCGUCUUGACAGCGAAUCUCCUGGCACAGAAAGUAUUAAAGACUGUUUCCCAAUUCCAGCAAAUAAGGUUCCAGUAGGAAAAAAACAAGUAGAGUCUUUCAACAUUGGCUAUUGUAAUUCUAAGUCACAAAAAGAAACCGCAAAGGACCAGCAAGUUGAUGAUGCUGUGUCGAACGCCCUCAAGAAAAUAGAGGAAUUGUGCUUUGAUCUUUUUCCUGUGAUCCGGAGUCAUGUGUUUGUGGGGACUAUUCCCAACAUACCAGUGAUGAGAAAUGAGGAAAAGGAAGUAAUCUAUGAAUUCAGCAGAACUAGAAAGCAUUUGUCAGACCUUUUACUACAUGCUAUUUUAAAGACACUGAAGGCUGAGAAGGCUUCUUUAGACAGCAAAUAUCUUCAAGCUUUUUGCAGAGUUUAUGUUGGAUUAUGCCGUCAGCUUGGUGAUAUGGAAAAAGCCCGUGUCCUGUGUUACAGCAUACUUAAAGAAGAUUUUCAAGAGCCAGACAAAUUGCUCCUGUUUAUUAUAAGUACAUGGAAUGAUAUGUUUUCUUUACCUGGAAUAAUCAACAAAGCUGUGCAGGCACUUCUUAAACAACUGGCAAAAGACGAAGUUUUCAUUUGUCUUAGUGCUUACCUAAACUGGGAAAAGAAUCCUCCCAUGCCUGUGGCAACUAUUUUGUCCAGUGUUCUGAUGGCUAUACAACUUUGUCCUGAUGUCAAAUUUCAAGCAAGCAAGGAAUUUGGAGAAGAUCUGACUGAGCCCAUCUGGGAGUAUGUGUUUGCCGUAGAUCUGUUGUGCUGUCACAGUAAAUGGAUGUGGACACAUGAUCAAGUUAUACGAAAAGAACUCUGGCCUGUUCUGGAUAGGUAUGUGAAAUACAAGAAAGGUCGUGUGACAAUCCCAUGUGUCCCGGACAUCAUUGUUGCUACUGUGCUUCGACUUAUUGGCCGUUUGUGUCAGAUUGGCUUGAAAGAAGGGUAUGUCACGACUGUGAAAAACAUUGCUUCUGUUAUUAUCGCCUUUAUUCAACAUGCAAAAGAAGAAGAUAUACCCUGGGGUGUUCAGUUGGCUUCUGUGUACAUGCUUUGUGAUGUCGCCCCAAGUGACCCUGCUGUCAUAUACAAGACACUACAAUCAUGGAGAGAGACAACCACCAAUGACAUGCCGCCUGCCAUCACAAAGAGCCUAGCACAGGUUGCAUCUCUGUGCAAAUAAAAGGAAUCUUUAUUUUCGUAUUGUUCACCAAAGUGCAAAUGGUACCUAAUCUGCGGGUUCUGUUGUACAAAUGGAUAUAAGUGCCUUCAUUGCUUGUUUUGUUUUUGGAUGAGGGGGGUUGUUUUUUUUUGUUUGUUUUUGUUUUUUAUGUUUGCACCUUUUUGCAGUACAAGGAAAAGAGCCAUUAACUGGUUAUACAAUUUUACUACUUUAGCACACACUUCAGGGCUACAUUGUAAAUGUGUAAAUUGUAAUAUGUCUUGUAAAUGUUUUGUAGAAUAAUUUGUGUUAAAAUUAUUUCCUAAGAGUUCCUUACCAGAAGCAGGGUAGGUUCUUGUGUUGAAAAGGGAAUCCAUAGAAGGUUGUUUUUGACAUCUGUUAUUAACAAUAUGAUCUUUCAGUUUACUUCUUAUAGAAUAUAUCUGUAGAUUAUGGUUGUUGAAAACUCCUGAUAGAGACACUAUAUAUUUUUCUGUGUAUUUUUAUUUCUUCCUUACAUUGGGUAUAUGCUUGUUUAGUGACUUCAUAAUCACAUUUUGAAUGGCAAGCAGUUUCAGAAGAAAAGGACUAACAAAGUCUCUGAUUCUGCAAUUGGGGACAAUUAAUUGAAUAUUCUUUGAUCCUGAUUUUUUUAGCUACAGGCCUUAACUGAUGUAUUUUCACUUGGUGCAAGCUUUUUCUAAAUGUAAACACAGAACAAAGAUUGUUAUUCUACAAAACUUUUAUAUAUAUAUUAAGCUAGAGCUGAGAGAACAAAAAAAUGAACGUUCUAUAUAAGAGUUUAACCAUAACAGAUAUGAGCCUUGUAGAGACGUACAACCAAAAGGGAUAGGAACAAAGCCGCUAAUAAAUGCAACUUAACAUUUACUCAGAUAUUCAAAGCUGAUCAGAGCACCCCCAACCCACUCCCUCCCUGUAAUUAAAAUACAAUCCGUACAAACAAAUGUAUAG
Pelobates fuscus (common spadefoot toad) is the source of this 7990-nucleotide messenger RNA. It is a transcript of the gene ICE1, whose product is annotated as interactor of little elongation complex ELL subunit 1. NCBI's taxonomy places the organism in Eukaryota, Metazoa, Chordata, Amphibia, Anura, Pelobatidae. The record is from RefSeq and is a predicted model, not a curated record. Gene Ontology annotation, molecular function: nucleic acid binding. The transcript is spliced from 24 exons. Bases 140 to 7039 code for a protein of 2299 amino acids.